AUGCAAGCUAGGUUCAAGAAAUUGAUGAGUUCCAAGGUCAAGCUUCUGAAGAGCAAGUGGACAUCAUACUGCAACCGAGCCACCAUCUACAAUGAAAACUAUAUGCCAGAGAUCGACGUUGGAACACCUACAUUUGAAGAAAUCAAGUCAAUGGGCCUGGAUGAUCAUUUUUGGGAUAUGGGUUCUCUUUUGCAUCCAAAUGAGCCUUGGGCAAUUGAUCCAAAUGUGCGAGAAGGGAUUGAUGCACUCCUUACAUCCACCCAUUGCAAAGACGAGCUGCGAAGGAUUUCACGAGAGGCGCGACAAGCAGUCAAGUGGGCUAUUGAUAGGUCAAACUCUCUGGAAAAUCUUUAUGACUUGUUAGACCCAGCUGCUUUGAGCUCCUCAACUGGAGUCAACAAUAUCAUCAAGACCACUAAGCAAAUGAUGAAAAUAUCCAACAUCAAUGGACCAGAUUAG
Puccinia graminis f. sp. tritici CRL 75-36-700-3 is the source of this 459-nucleotide messenger RNA. RefSeq lists its product as uncharacterized. Lineage: Eukaryota; Fungi; Basidiomycota; Pucciniomycetes; Pucciniales; Pucciniaceae. The transcript is spliced from 2 exons. The record is from RefSeq and is a predicted model, not a curated record. The coding region runs from base 1 to 459 and encodes 152 amino acids.